Molecule: messenger RNA, 1065 nt
Organism: Melanaphis sacchari
Lineage: Eukaryota; Metazoa; Arthropoda; Insecta; Hemiptera; Aphididae
Exons: 3
Coding region: 1-1065 (354 amino acids)
Source: RefSeq, a predicted model, not a curated record
AUGAAUCGUAUUCAAAUCUGUUUGAUGUUGGCCAUGAGUUGCUUGAUGCUGGUUUCUGCCCAUUCGGGAUCAUACAACUACGGAUAUGGCGUGAAUGAUCCAAUCACCGGGGAACUGAACGAUCAACGUGAGACUAAAAUCUGCGAUGACCAAGUAUACGACGAACCAAUGAUUCCGGUUUCCAAGAAUUUCGUAUCCGAACCAAUCACCUCGCCAGCAUCUCCAGGACCGAUCAUAAACGCUGAAUUUGUAUCCGUGACUCCAUCGUCAAUCUUGCGCACCGCCGAUUUCGAAUCUUCCCGAAUCGUGGCUGCAACCCCGAUUUUGGAAACGAAAAUUGCAGCCGAACCACUACUGUACGCUUCUCGUCCUGCGGAGUACACGCCUAUCGCCAAACAUGAACCUCUCCCAAAGUAUGCACCACGAGUUGAGUAUUACGCUGCCAGCCCGGCACCUCUAACCGCGUCCAAACUGCAGACUCAGGUCGUACAAUACCAAGUCGCUCCGGUUAAAAUCGUCAAGUCCGCAAACCUCCAAUCGUACGGCCGACAGACCACAUCGUCUUCGCAUAAAUCCUUCGUCAAUCACCCACCGACUCCCGUUAAAAUUGCCUCCAUCGCACCGGAAUAUUACGCGCCUGCCCCGAAGGCACCGGAAUAUUACGCACCUGCUCUGACCGCACGGGAAUACUAUUUAGCCGCCUCCAAGGCACCAGAAUACAAUUCAGCCGCCCCCAAGGCACCAGAAUACAAUUCAGCCACCUUCGUUGCAGCCCCCCAAGCACAGAUCGUUCAACCCUUGCAACAGGUUUCCCGAGCUCUGUACGUGGCUUCAACACCGUACGCGUAUCGCAGUUCGUCGGCUCCCGCGACUUCGUACCAGUACGCCAACCACUGGAACAGUCACGAGCAAUCGGCCGCCGGAGUUCAAGCACGCUACUCCAUGAUCAGUCCACAACAGUAUUCGGUCGGAUACCAACAGCCCCAAUACGAUUCCGCCAUCGCAUCACAAGGACAAAAUUCGGGCCAAUAUGUCGCCGCCCAGGAUGAACCAUGCGAAAAAUGA